Messenger RNA from Letharia columbiana, 897 nucleotides. RefSeq lists its product as uncharacterized. Gene Ontology annotation, biological process: proton motive force-driven ATP synthesis. Bases 1 to 897 code for a protein of 298 amino acids. The record is from RefSeq and is a predicted model, not a curated record. Lineage: Eukaryota; Fungi; Ascomycota; Lecanoromycetes; Lecanorales; Parmeliaceae. The transcript has 5 exons. Gene Ontology annotation, molecular function: proton-transporting ATP synthase activity, rotational mechanism.
AUGCUCUCGCGAGCUGUUCGGCCAGCUUUCAAUGCUGCAGCCGUGGUGUCCGCCCGGCCCAUUGCCGCAGAUGCCGCCGGCUAUGCCACCCUCCGCGAAAUCGAAGGCCGUCUCAAAUCCAUCCGCAACAUUGAGAAAAUCACAAAAACCAUGAAAAUCGUCGCCUCCACCAAACUCAACCGAGCUCAACGCGCAAUGGUGGACUCUCGAAGCUACGGAGAGACUUCCAACACCGUGUUCGAAAAGGCAGAGACCAAGCCUAUCGAGUCCGAAGAUAAGAAAACCCUCAUCAUAGUGUGCUCCUCGGACAAGGGUCUUUGCGGCGGUAUCCACUCUGGACUGUCAAGAGCCACGAGGAGGAUGUUGGAGAAGAAGCCGAAUUCGGAUCUUGUGGUAUUGGGCGAGAAGUCGAAGGCGCAGCUGGGUAGAUCGAGUGGAAAGAAUAUCCAGCUGAGCUUUGCGGGCGUUGGAAAGGACGUGCCGACUUUUGCGGAUGCACAAGCCAUUGCGGACCAGAUCUCGCUGCUGCCGACGGAUUAUGCCGAUGUGCAAAUCUUGUACAACAAGUUCAUCAACGCAACCAGUUACGAGGCUACGCCAAUUGAGGCGUUUUCUGAGGAGGCCAUCCGCGAGUCACCAAACUUCGCCGCUUUCGAGAUUGAUGACGAAGUGCUCGCCAAUCUCCGCGAAUACGCCCUUGCCAACUCCCUCUACUGGGCUCUCGCAGAAGGCCACGCUUGCGAACAGUCCGCCCGACGCAAUGCUAUGGACAACGCCUCCAAGAAUGCAGGAGACAUGAUCAACAGGUUCCAAAUCCUUUACAACCGUACCCGCCAAGCUGUUAUCACUGGAGAAUUGGUCGAGAUUAUCACUGGUGCCUCCGCUUCGGAAGGCUAA